Messenger RNA from Fraxinus pennsylvanica, 1134 nucleotides. The record is from the annotation of a GenBank genome assembly. Lineage: Eukaryota; Viridiplantae; Streptophyta; Magnoliopsida; Lamiales; Oleaceae.
AUGGAUUCCCUAUGUUUUAUAAAAAAUGAGGUAAAUUUAGGUGAUAGGAUUGCUGAACUUGAAGAAGGCCAUAUGAAAAAGCCUUCAAGUUUGUGUGCUGUUGCUGAGGGUCCCAGGAUGAGGUUGCUGUGGGCUUCAUUUCAGUGGCUCAAGGACGAGGUGGUAAAUAUCUCCGGCAACUAUGAUACAAUGCACUCGAAUGAUUUCUUGGCGGUCUUUAAUGAAAUCAUUCGGAAAUGCUGUCAGCCGCUAUGCAUUGCAUGGAUGGAAGAGGAGCUUUGCCUUGUUACCAGGAAACCUGACAUGGCACUUCUUUCUUCUGUCGUCAACAAGUUAAAUGGACGUGACAGUAUUUUGCGAAAUAUAAGAAAAUCGGGCAAGGAGGAUCUAUAUGCUGAAUUGAUAUUUGCUCUUAGAUUCGGUUCUGUCAGGCCAAAUGGCUACUACAAUCAUACCUUGUUUACCCACCAUGGAGUAUCCAUUUUAGAAGAUUUGGUAAUUACGUUAGCAGAUGGUAUUGCAAGCAUGUAUUUGGAUCUAAUUUCUGAUGACAGUAGCCUUUCAAAUGAAAUGAACAGCCUUGGUUUGAGUAGUAUUGCAAGCAUGUAUUUGGAGCUAAUUUCUGUUGACAGUAGCCUUUCAAAUGAAAUGAACAGCCUUGGUUUGAGUUUGUGCAGACUGUCCACCAGAGCACUUCAGAGAUUGCGUAAUGAGGUGGUGCUACACCAAUGGUUGCAUCAGAAUAUGGAGGCAGUUGUAUCUAUGUACGAAGACCACUUUGACCUUUGCACACUUCAAAUCCAACCCAUUGAGGAAUCCUGGAGCAAGGAUGAAAAUGUUAAUUGGUGGAAAAUGAUUUGUUUGAGGAGAUUUGGAUCUGUAUCAUCUUCAUUGCGUUUUGCUGUCAUCAGCCAUAUUUCAUUACCUGUUAAACGGACCAUGGAAUUACGGUACUUGACUGGGUGGAGGUAUUACUUCAGUCUAUUUCUUGAACUGACUGAUAUCACAAUGCCAUUUAUAAGGACGGUUAUUGCUAAAGUCAGUGAUGCCAUCUCUUUCUUCCUAGUUUGCUUAAUAGGACGGUCCUUGGGACUUAUCUACUCUGGAAUAAGGCAGUCCCUAAGAUGGAAAUAA